AUGGCGACGCAGACGGAUUCUGUCGCCGCGGGCCAGCCAGCCCAGUCUGCGGCUGACAUUGAGAAGCAGCAAGUAUUGCACCAGGAACAUUCUCACGUGUUGGAUGACGAGAAGAGACCUGCUGUGACAGCUGACUAUUCCGGAGCCGUGGCCAAGACUGAUCCCGCAGAAAUCAAGCUUGUGCGAAAGUUGGACCUCUGGGUCAUGCUAACGGCCUACAGCUACCUUGACCGCAACGCCAUCGCCCUUGCUCGUCUCAACGGCCUUGAGAAGCAGCUCGGCCUCAGCAGCGUUGAAUACUCCACCUGCGUCUCCAUCCUCUUCGUCGGCUAUAUCCUUGGUCAGAUCCCGAGCAACAUGAUCCUCACCCGCGUCCGGCCCUCCUGGUACAUGGGCGGCUUCAUGAUGGCCUGGGCCGUCGUCAGUGCCCUGACCGCCAUCGUCAAGGACUACAAGGGUCUCGUGCUCACGCGUUUCUUCCUCGGUGUGGUCGAGGCGCCAUAUUACCCCGGUGCUCUGUACAUCCUGUCCAUCUUCUAUACCCGCAAAGAGCUUGCGACGCGGAUCAGCGUGCUGUAUUCCGGCAACAUCCUGGCCACCGCCUUCGCGGGGCUCAUCGCGGCAGGUGUCUUCCACGGCUUAGAGGGCGCCCACGGGCUCGAAGGUUGGCGCUGGCUUUUCAUCCUUCAAGGCGCAGUGACCUUUGUAAUCGCCAUGGUCGCCUGCUUCACUCUCCCUGAUGAGCCCCUGACGACGCGCUGGCUCACCCACGCGGAACGGCAACUGGCCCACGCCCGGAUCGAGCGCGACACCGUCGGCGCGCGCCUGCAGAGCAGCACAUGGGCGGGCCUCCGCGAGGCCAUUGUCGACCCGAAGGUGUGGGUGUUUAUCUACAUGCAGCACAUGCACCUGGCUACCAAUGGGUUCAAGAACUUCUUCCCGACGAUCGUGGAGACGCUAAAUUUCAACACGACGAUCACGCUGGUGCUGACGUGCCCUCCGUACUUGAUCGCGGGCGUGCUGUCGAUCGCGUGGGCGUGGAGCUCGGGGAAGUACAACGAGCGGACGUGGCAUAUUACGAUUUCAAAGUGCGUUGCGCUCUUUGGGUUUGUGUUGGCUUGUGCGACGAUGAAUACGGGGGCUCGGUAUUUCGCCAUGGUUGUUUUCACGGUGGGAACGUACGGUGUGAACUCGAUUUUGCUCGGUUGGGUUGGAAGUACGUGCGGACAGACGAAGGAGAAGAAGGCUUCGGCGCUGGCGAUUGUCAACACAAGCGCCAGUAUUAGCUUCAUUUGGACUCCGUACUUGUGGCCUACAUCAGAUGCCCCGAGAUAUGUCAUCCCUAUGGCCAGCAGCGCGGCUUUUUGCGUUGCAUGUGCCGCUGGCGCGUGGUUGAUGAAGUGGAUGCUUGUGAAGGAGAAUAGGAAGAUUCGGCGAAGUGACCAGGAGGCGACUCUGUUUUACGCAUACUAG
Molecule: messenger RNA, 1473 nt
Organism: Colletotrichum spaethianum
Lineage: Eukaryota; Fungi; Ascomycota; Sordariomycetes; Glomerellales; Glomerellaceae
Product: putative transporter
Exons: 4
Coding region: 1-1473 (490 amino acids)
Biological process (GO): transmembrane transport
Cellular component (GO): membrane
Molecular function (GO): transmembrane transporter activity
Source: RefSeq, a predicted model, not a curated record